ACUACAAAACUGAAGAAAACGAGUAGAGCAAAUAUAUAUACUUACUCGCCGGAAAUAUACACAUAUAUAUAUAUUUACGUAAGAAAUUGCCUAUAAGCAAGAGAGGAGGGUCGUGAGAGGUCUAGGAAUACUUCCCAAUAAAUUCCAGACCGAUUCGUAGUCACCGGAGCAUCCUAGAGGUCGCCGGAGUUGCAAGCCGUGGAAACGGGUCUUCAGAAAAGACACGAUUUUGCCGUAGAUAGGGGUGGCGGAGCUUCUCCUCGACGUGAGGAUCAUUUUGCAACUGGAAUCGUCGAAAUCCGUUACCUAAGGAGAAUUCAAGUGAAGAUCAAGCUAGAGAUUUUAUUAAGGAGAUUAUCGCAAUUUAAGAUAUCAUGGCACCAAGAAGAGACCCUGAUAACACGCCCACCAAUGCUGAGUUGGCACAAAGCGUUCAGCAACUGGCACAAUUUAUGCACACACUGGGUGCUACUGUGCUCCAGAACAACCAAAACCAGAACAACGGGAAUGAUGCCGCAAAACGAGUGGCAUCUCGCAACCCUCCAAGCUUUCAUGGGCAAGAAGAUCCUCGUAUCCUCGAGAAUUGGCUCCGACUCUUUGACAAACUCUUCGACGCGGUGAGCUGUCCGGAAGAGCAAAGGGUUGACAUUGCUGUUUACUAUUUACAGCAAGAGGCAGAUAACUGGUGGGUCUCAUCAGGCCCAACUUUACGUCAACAACCUGACUUCAAUUGGGAAGCUUUCAAGAUUGCCAUGAGGAAACGUUUUUAUCCUGCACACGUUCAGGCCACCAUGCGUGAUGAAUUCAUACAUUUGAAACAGAUGGGCAUGAGUGUCCAGGAAUAUCACAAUAAAUUCGUGGACCUCGCGCCAUUUGCGAAAACAAUAGUGCCUGAUGAAAGCACCAAAGUUGAGAAAUUUAUCUACGGAUUAAACUAUGAUACGCAGAAAAUCGUCGCUGUUUUGGGUUGCCAAACUCUGACUGAAGCUUAUGAUAGAGCUGCAGUUCACUAUCGAGUUCAGCAACUACAAAGAGAGAGGAACCAGAAGAUGAAGAGGGACGAAGAUGGAGGUCGAGGAGAAAAGAGGGUCAGAGUGCACCCACCUACACAGCAACAAGAAGGGAGGAGGAGGAGAGAUGACCAAGGUGGAAGAAAUUUCCACGGUCAAAACCAACAAAAUGAUCGAAGAGUUGCUCCCAGAGAUAGACACUUCUACUGCAAGAGGUGCGGGAGAGAUCAUCCUGGUGUUAAUUGCGAUGGAAGCCUGACAAAAUGUUUCAAUUGUGGGAAGCUAGGGCACCGAACCUUCGAGUGUCUCUCAAAGACCAAUGGGGCACCAGUGCACCAGGUGCAAUACCGUGAUGGAGGAAGGCCAGAUAUGAACCAAGCUGGGCCAAAUGGAGGACAGAAUAACAACAAUGCCGCCGCCAACAACAACCGCAACCCUCGAGGAGGAGGGGAGAAUAAUCAUGGCAAUGGCAAUGGCGGGAACAAUGGCAACGGCGGAAACAACGGCAACCGUCCGAACCAAGGGCGAAUCAUGGUGAUGAAUCAGGCCCAAGCCAAUGCUAAUGAUGUGGUUUCAGGUACAUUCCUUGUAAAUUCUGAGCCUGCUUAUGUUCUAUUUGAUUCUGGUGCUUCUCACAGUUUCAUAUCUUCUAGUUUCGUUAAGAAAUUGAAGAUUGAACCAACGGCUAGAAUAGACUUGAAUGUAAGAACCGCCUCAGAUAAAUUUGUAACUUGUGGAAAUGUAUACUCCAACAUUCCCAUACUCAUAUCUGAAUCCAACCUACCUGGAGAUUUAAUCCAAUUUGACUUAAAAGAUAUUGACAUAGUACUGGGCAUGGAUUGGUUGGGGAAAUACAAAGCCAGGAUCCUCUGUGAUGAACAGAAGGUGAUCUUGAAGGGUCCAAAUGGGAAGCGAAUAUCUUACAAAGCAAUCACAUCCAAGCCUAGUAUGAGGCUGAUGACUAUGCAACAAUUAAGGCGACAUAUCCGAAAGGGGUAUGAAACAUACCUGUGCUUUAUGAAAGAGGUGAAUACAGGGGAGCCAAACAUUGACCAAAUUGCCGUAGUCAAUGAAUUUCCGGAUGUAUUUCCGGAAGAGAUUCCAGGGAUGCCACCCGAGAGAGAAGUUGAAUUCUCAAUUGAGUUGAUGCCCGGAACCGCGCCAAUUUCAAAAGCACCUUACCGGAUGGCACCGAAAGAAAUGCAGGAGCUGAAGGAACAACUAGAGGAGUUGUUAGAGAAGGGGUACAUAAGACCGAGUGUCUCACCUUGGGGCGCUCCGGUCUUAUUUGUCAAAAAGAAAGAUGGGAGUCUAAGGCUAUGCAUCGAUUACCGAGAGUUGAAUCAAGCAACUAUCAAGAACAAGUAUCCAUUGCCCCGAAUUGACGACUUGUUUGAUCAAUUGAAGGGGGCUAGCACAUUCUCUAAGAUAGACUUGCGCUCUGGAUAUCAUCAAGUGAGAAUAUCCGAAAAAGAUGUACCAAAAACAGCAUUCCGCACGAGGUAUGGACACUACGAGUUCACUGUGAUGCCGUUUGGUUUAACAAAUGCACCGGCGGUAUUCAUGGACUUAAUGAACCGUGUAUUCCGACCUUAUCUUGAUACAUUUGUGGUGGUAUUCAUCGAUGAUAUUCUUGUGUAUUCAAAAACCCCGGAGGAUCACGAGAAACACUUGAGACUCACGUUACAAACUUUGAGAGAGAACCAGUUGUAUGCCAAACUCUCAAAGUGUGACUUCUGGCAGGAUCGGGUAGCGUUCUUGGGUCACAUCAUCACCCAGGAAGGCGUAUCUGUAGAUCCAUCGAAGAUUGAAGCGGUGGUUGAAUGGCGUGCACCUACCUCGGUCACAGAGGUAAGAAGUUUCUUGGGUCUAGCGGGAUACUACAGGAGAUUUGUUAAAGAUUUCUCCAAGAUAGCAGGACCGCUAACCAAUCUGACAAAGAAGACAACCAAGUUCCAAUGGAAUGAAGAUUGUGAAGCAGCAUUCCAAGAGUUGAAGAAAAGACUCACAACUGCACCGGUCUUGACACUACCGUCAGGGACGGAGGGAUUUGAUAUUUAUAGUGAUGCAUCCAAAAAGGGGUUGGGGUGUGUGCUAAUGCAAAAUAGGAAAGUGGUGGCUUAUGCAUCAAGACAACUAAAGGUGCAUGAAGUCAAUUAUCCUACCCAUGACCUGGAGUUAGCUGCAGUAGUGUUUGCUUUGAAAAUCUGGAGACAUUACCUAUACGGAGCACAUUGUAAGAUAUACACUGACCACAAAAGCUUGAAGUACAUAUUCACUCAAAAAGAGCUUAACAUGAGGCAAAGAAGAUGGCUCGAGCUUAUCAAUGAUUACGAUCUAGAAAUCCAAUACCACGAGGGAAAAGCUAACGUGGUGGCGGAUGCUUUGAGCCGGAAAUCUGAGCACUCAUGCCGAGCAACAUGGAUAUUACCAGAAGAACUAUUCCGAGACUUCCAAAGAUUGAGCUUGGAAGUAAAGCAAUAUGGCGAAGUAGAUGGUGAAAUACAGUUAUGUACUAUGACUGUUAUACCAUCUAUCUUUGACGAAAUCAAGAACGGACAACCGGGAGAUGUAAAGCUCGAAAGAGUCAAGGAAGGAAUGAAAGAUGGCGUCAACGGACCAUUUAAGAUGCAUGAAGAUGGGAGCAUCCGAUACAAGGAAAGAUGGUGUGUUCCACUGAAGUGUGCAGAUAUCAAAAAACAAAUCAUGGAGGAGGGACACAACACUCCCUACUCGGUACAUCCCGGGGGAGACAAACUAUACAAAGACCUCAAGAAGAACUUUUGGUGGCCGGGAAUGAAGAAAGAAGUAGCCGAAUUUGUAUCCCGAUGUUUGAACUGCCAAAAAGUCAAAGCGGAGAGAUGCAAACCCAAGGGACUCGUGCAACCCUUGGAAGUACCAACAUGGAAAUGGGAUUCAAUCUCAAUGGACUUUGUCGGGGGUUUACCUUUAACAAAGUCCGGGAAAGAUAAAAUUUGGGUGGUAGUGGAUAGAUUGACCAAAACUGCAAGGUUCAUUCCUAUGAAUGAAACCUGGAGCAUGGAGAAACUGGCUAAAGCCUAUGUCAAACACGUGGUCAAACACCACGGAGUACCUCAGGACAUCGUAUCGGACCGAGAUUCACGAUUCUUAUCCCAAUUUUGGAAAGAAUUACAAACGGCUAUGGGAACAAAAUUGAAGUUAAGUACUGCUUUCCAUCCAACCACGGACGGACAGACCGAAAGAACAAUCCAAACAUUAGAAGACAUGUUGAGGGCAUGUGUUCUUGAUUUGCAAGGAUCAUGGGAUGAACACCUAGACUUGGUAGAGUUUUCGUACAAUAACAGUUACCAUGCUAGCAUCGGAAUGGCCCCAUACGAAGCUCUAUAUGGUCAAAAGUGUAGGAGUCCCUUAUGUUGGGGUGACAUGGUCGAUCAGGUGGUUCUAGGACCACAAUACUUGCAAGAUACUAUUGAGAAAAUCAAGGUCAUCCAAGAAAGGAUGAAGGCUGCCCAAGACCGACAGAAAUCAUAUGCCGAUCUUGGGAGAAAACCAGCUGAAUUCGAACUAGGGGAGAAAGUUCUACUCAAAGUCUCUCCUACAAGAGGCGUAAUGAGGUUCGGGAAGAAAGGGAAACUAAGUCCGAGAUUCAUCGGACCCUAUGACAUCCUAGAGAAGGUGGGAAAAGUGGCAUAUCGAUUAGCUCUACCCACGGAGUUGGAUAAGGUACAUAACGUCUUUCACGUAUCACAAUUAAAGAAGUAUGUUCGAGAUGAGUCACAUAUCAUCAAUCCGGAGGUAAGAAAUCCUAGACUUAACAUGAGCCAAACGUAAAUUGGAAAGAAUAUAAGUUAACCGUUAUAUUAUUAGGUGAUUGAAAUGGAUGAGACAUUAUCCUACGAAGAAAAACCCAUAGAGAUUCUCGAUACUAAGACCCGAGAGACAAGAAAGAAGACAGUUAAGAUGGUAAAAGUACUUUGGUCAAACCAUUUGACCGAGAAUGCAACAUGGGAAACAGAAGAGGAUAUGCGUAAACGGUAUCCUGAAAUUUUCAAUUAAGGUAAAUAUUCGGUUACGAGGACGUAACCUUUCUUUUAGGGGGGCAGGUUGUAAUAUCUUAUAAACCUAUAAUACUUCAUCUUCAUACUCAAUUCUUGUCUUAGUUUAUGCUUCGAGGACGAAGCAUUCUUUAAGGAGGGUAGAAUGUGAUACCUUGGAAAUUUGAAAUAAAAAUAAAUAAACAAAUCAGAUAAGUUAUAUCUGAUAAAUCAAAUGAAAGUAAUAUCAAAGUAUAUUUUUAUUAUACUUGGUGUAUAAAAAUAUACGCACACUACAUGGAAUAGAAUUAAACACUUAUGUGGCAUCAGAAAAAUAAAAUAAAAUAAAAAUAAAAAUAAACCAGAUAAAAUAUAUCUGUCAGAGUAAAUGGAAAUAAAUAAAAUAAUUACAAGUAACUUUAUAAACAUUAAUGAAAUAAAAGAAAUACAAUACAAAUGAAUAAACUAUAAGUAUAUAUAAGUAAUAUACUAUAUAUAUAACUACAUAUAAGUAAUAUAUACAUAUAUAUAUAGUACGUACAUGCAUAUAUAUAUAUAUAUAUAUAUACUACAACAAAAACACACACAUAUUAAUACAUAUUUUGAUAAGAAAAUCAUAACAAAGAUUUGGAGGACAUAUUCACAUGCUAGGAAACAACUUCAUGACUUCACACCUACCAUAUAAUGUGUAUACAUUGAAUUAUGAAUAUGUAUGUAUUUUAUCAAAGUAAUUCACACAAUAAUUCACACAACUCGUCCAGCUCCAUAAGGCUCGAUCUACAGCUAUAAAUACAGCUCCAUUGACAUUCUAAAUCACUACAAAACUGAAGAAAACGAGUAGAGCAAAUAUAUAUACUUACUCGCCGGAAAUAUACACAUAUAUAUAUAUUUACGUAAGAAAUUGCCUAUAAGCAAGAGAGGAGGGUCGUGAGAGGUCUAGGAAUACUUCCCAAUAAAUUCCAGACCGAUUCGUAGUCACCGGAGCAUCCUAGAGGUCGCCGGAGUUGCAAGCCGUGGAAACGGGUCUUCAGAAAAGACACGAUUUUGCCGUAGAUAGGGGUGGCGGAGCUUCUCCUCGACGUGAGGAUCAUUUUGCAACUGGAAUCGUCGAAAUCCGUUACCUAAGGAGAAUUCAAGUGAAGAUCAAGCUAGAGAUUUUAUUAAGGAGAUUAUCGCAAUUUAAGAUGCAGAUUAUCAUCGGAUUUUGAGUUCCAAUUGUGACAAAACCAAUACACGGACAAACAAAAGGUUUAUGGAUGUUUAAUGUGCUCCAAUGCAAGAAUGAGAAGGUCAAAGCACAUGACAAAUUGAUAACUAAGUAUUUAAUACUUGUAAUUGUUUAGUUUGUAAAGUUAAUGUAAUUGUAUUUAGAAUGUAAGUGUACUUAGAUUUGCUUUAUUUUCAGAGAUGUAUCUUAUACGUUAUCAAAAAUGCAUGGUAUGUCAUUGGUGUUAUUGGAUUUCAAACAUAAGUGUAGUAUAAUUUUUUGUGGAAUAUAAUAGUUGUGUGACAAAAA
Molecule: messenger RNA, 6542 nt
Organism: Cuscuta epithymum
Lineage: Eukaryota; Viridiplantae; Streptophyta; Magnoliopsida; Solanales; Convolvulaceae
Source: the annotation of a GenBank genome assembly